UCUGUCCCUCAGCUCAUCCUCUUCGGCCUCAGCAACCAGAUGGUGGUGACGUUCAAGGAGGAGAACACCAUCGCCUUCAAACACCUCUUCCUGAAGGACUACGUGGACGGCGCGGACGAGACUUACGCCGUCUACACGCAACGCGACCUCUACGACCGCAUGUUUUACGCCGUGGAGAAGUACUUGGCCAUUCCCAAUGAGACCAUCGGCCGCUACGCCUACGUGCGGGGGGAGAGCGGAGGGAAUCAGUCGGCCCUCAUGCUGUGCCAGCAGUAUUACCGGAAAGGACGCAUCGAUCCGGCCAACGACACCUUCAACAUUGACCCCAAGAUUGUCACGGACUGCCUGGGAGUGGAUCCCGAGGACCCGCAGCCUCUACCCCCCGAAUUUGACCGCAGCUACAAGAACUUCACCCUCAAAUUUCACAAACUCAUCAACGUCACCAUUCAGUUCAAGCUGAAAGCCAUCAACAUCCAAACCAUCAUCAACAACGAGAUCCCCGACUGCUACACCUUCACCAUCACCAUCACGUUCGACAACAAGGCGCACAGCGGCCGGGUGAAAAUUCACCUCGACAACCGGGCUGACAUCAAGGAGUGCAAAGAUCCCAGCGUCUUCGGACGAGGUAGGAGCCGCCAGGCCGUGACAAAAGGUGGCGUCUGUCCCCAACGGGUGACAAAAGGACUUCUCCCCACCCAGGAAUUCAGCCGGUUCUUCCGGCACCGUUACAACCAGAACGUCUGCUUGUCGGACCGCAUGGAAUUCCUCAACGGUUGGUACAUCCUCCUGGUGAUCAGCGAUGUCCUCACCGUCUUGGGAACCAUCAUGAAGAUCGGCAUCGAGUCCAAGAACUUUGCCAGCUACGACGUCUGCAGCAUCCUCCUGGGCACCUCCACGCUGCUGGUUUGGGUCGGGGUCAUUCGCUACCUCACCUUCUUCCAGAAAUACAACAUCCUCAUCGUCACGCUACGGGUGGCCCUCCCCAACGUCAUCCGCUUCUGCUGCUGCGUGGCCGUCAUCUACCUGGGCUACUGCUUCUGCGGGUGGAUCGUGCUGGGCCCCUACCACGUCAAGUUCCGAUCCCUUUCCAUGGUCUCCGAGUGCCUCUUCUCCCUCAUCAACGGGGACGACAUGUUCGUUACCUUCGCCGAGAUGCAACAGAACAGUUAUUUGGUCUGGCUCUUCAGCCAGAUCUACCUCUACACCUUCAUCAGCCUCUUCAUCUACAUGGUCCUCAGCCUCUUCAUCGCCCUCAUCACCGGCUCCUACGAGACCAUCAAGGUGAGGCCGGACCCUGGUGUUUAA
Molecule: messenger RNA, 1305 nt
Organism: Egretta garzetta (little egret)
Lineage: Eukaryota; Metazoa; Chordata; Aves; Pelecaniformes; Ardeidae
Gene: MCOLN1
Product: mucolipin 1
Exons: 9
Cellular component (GO): lysosomal membrane; plasma membrane
Molecular function (GO): NAADP-sensitive calcium-release channel activity
Source: RefSeq, a predicted model, not a curated record